AUGGAAUCUUCCGCGGCUAUUCCUGUUGGUCGCGUGCCAUCAACAAGUGGAGUUUGCGCUUCUAGGAGAAGCAACGCAGACUCGACUGAUAGCCUGGAAGAAGCGACAGAGGAGUACCCAGAAGGCGGUCUCAGAGCAUGGAUGGUCGUGUUGGGAGCUUGGUGCGCAAUGAUUCCAUCAAUGGGAAUGCUGAAUUCAUUGGCAAUUCUGGAAGCAUGGCUGAGCGAACAUGACCUACAAGGAAUUCCGAAAUCUACAACAGGUUGGGUUUUGAGCACCUAUGCGUUUUUCCUGUUUUUCUGUGGUGCACAAAUUGGUCCGAUCUUUGACUCCUACGAUGUCAGAUGGCUCAUUAUUCCUGGCUCAGUUGGAAUGAUUGCGUCAAUGAUUUGCAUGAGCUUCUCCCGAGAAUUCUACCAGUACCUGCUCUCAUUUGGUGUUCUUGGAGGGAUCUCAGCUUCCUUCCUCUACAACCCGGGAUUAUCCACAGUCGGUCAUUGGUUUCAGAAAAGACGUGGACUUGCAACAUGCAUUGCUUCAGACCCAAUGUACGGCACAAUUACAUUGGCACUAGUGCUUGUCGAAUUCUCCAUCUUCAUCCCGAUUUCAUAUAUAUCGUCAUACGGCCUUCAAUCUGGAUUCAGUCACCAUCAAGCUUAUAUGCUAAAUGUUUAUCUAAACGCCGGGGCCAUCCCAGGUCGAGCACUCCCGGGUUAUGUCGCAGACCGGUUUGGAGUUAUGAACACAAUGUGCGCAAUCUCGUUCUUCUGCAUGAUAUUCAUCUUCUGUCUGUGGUAUACUGCAUAUGGAAAUCAGGCCAUGACUAUAUCCUUCGCGGUCCUUUUUGGAUUCUGGUCAGGAGCAUCUGUCAGUCUAGCACCAGUAGCGAUUGGACUGGUCUGCAAGACCGAGGAUUACGGGAAGCGAAACGGCACAGCGUACACACUGGCCAGUUUUGGUACACUUAUUGGGAUCCCCAUCGGUGGUGCUCUCCUGGGAGCUGAAGGCAAAGCAUUUCAGGGUUUGAUUCUUUUUAGUGGCGCAUCAUACGUCUUUACCUUGGGAGCUUAUGUUCUUGGUCGUGGCCUCCUGAGUCGCUGGGGACUAUUGGCAAUUUGUUAA
Messenger RNA from Clonostachys byssicola, 1122 nucleotides. Lineage: Eukaryota; Fungi; Ascomycota; Sordariomycetes; Hypocreales; Bionectriaceae. The record is from the annotation of a GenBank genome assembly.